AUGCCGUUGCAUCCCAUGUUUCUUGAACCUGAAAUUCAUUCAACUAUUUUUUUAUGUAUUAAUUUGAUUGGUUCUAUAAUUGUUCGUCUUCUUCUUCAUGCAUGGCCAUUAACAAUAUUUUGGUCAUGUUUUUAUAUUAUACUUGUCGGUCUAAUAAAUCAUAGUUUAGCUGCCGGUCGUUAUUACUUGCCAACCAGGAACCUUCACAAUCAAAUUGUUAUUGUCACUGGUGCAGCUACAGGUAUCGGUCGUGCUUGUGCUCUUCGAUUUGCAAAACUCGGUACUUGUGUUAUUAUUGGCGUUCGAGGUCAAGAGCGCGCAGAACGAGUAGCUAAAGAAUUAUCUGAUGAGUCAUAUGGUGGAACUGUAAUUGGAUAUGAUCUUGAUUUAUCAAGUUUAACGAAUGUGAAAAACUUUGCCGAAAAAAUUGAACGUGUUGAUAUCUUACUGAACAAUGCUAGUACUGUACCAGCAACGUACUCGUUAACAGCUGAUGGAAUCGAAAAACAGUUCGGUACAAAUCAUAUUGGUCAUUUUUAUUUGACUCAACUUUUAUUAUCACGAUUGACUAAUGGUCGCAUUAUAAAUGUUAGUAGUUUAGUUCAUCAUAUGGUUCCAUCAACAGGAAUCGAUUAUACCUUUUCAAAAUUGAAAAACAAAUACAGUGCUUCAGCGGCGUAUGCAUCAUCAAAAUUAGCACAAAUCUAUCAUGCAAGUGAAUUAACACGUCGUUAUGGUGUUAAAGCUUAUUCUUUGCAUCCCGGUACAAUUAUGAGCACAAAUAUUAAUCACAAUAGAUCUCUCAUAAAACGAAUUCUAUUUCAAUUACUUUCUGUAAUUGGCAAAACAGUAGAACAAGGUUCGAUGACAUGUCUUUUCUGUGCAUUAUCAAAUGAUGCUGUACCUGGACAUUUUCAUUCGGAUUGUCAAGUGAGAAAGCCAAGUCAAUUAGCAUUAGAUAAGCAUCGAGCUGCCGAAUGUUGGAAUGAAAGUGAAAAGUUAAUUAAUGAAAAAUUAAAAUAA
Messenger RNA from Rotaria socialis, 1023 nucleotides. NCBI's taxonomy places the organism in Eukaryota, Metazoa, Rotifera, Eurotatoria, Philodinida, Philodinidae. The record is from the annotation of a GenBank genome assembly.